Molecule: messenger RNA, 747 nt
Organism: Kwoniella mangroviensis CBS 8507
Lineage: Eukaryota; Fungi; Basidiomycota; Tremellomycetes; Tremellales; Cryptococcaceae
Exons: 2
Coding region: 1-747 (248 amino acids)
Source: RefSeq, a predicted model, not a curated record
AUGCCAGUGGCUCCCAACGGGUCUAUCGUCCACAAAAGUGAGAGGGAAUAUCACCCGUAUCAUCAGUACGGGGACGUACUGUUCGUUUCGAAUCAAGGUAUGUAUUUCAGAACGGAUGGAAGGAGACUUGCAAACGAGAGUACGGUGUUCCGAGAUAUGUUACAAGUUCCGCAACCGGGGGUCAAAUCGGAGGAAAAGGCAAUCUCAUUAGACGUGACUUCCAGGGUGUUGGACAUCUUCUUAACUCAUGUAUCACCAAACCACUUCAUGCUCGCUACGACACUCGAGGAGACUCACUCGUUGCUCAGUCUAUGCGACAAAUUUGAUUGUUCCGAACGACUAACUGAUCUGUUGAAAGGCAGAUUGAUGGAUCAAUCUGAGACGAUCCCCUGGAGGACACUUGUGAUCGCUUCCAAUACGGAUGAUCGUAAGUUAGGUGCGGAAGCUUUGAGAUCGAUGGAUAGGGAUACCUUCCUGAGAGGUGAGGGCAAUGAUAUCUACUAUUCAUCAAACCUGAAGGAUAGUAUGAAUAGAUUAAGACCCGAUUGGAGAGGUAAGAUAUGGGAUUUAGUACUGGAGGACAACACCACGAACGCGACUGUUACAAGGAUGGUACCUCGCAAGUGGAAGAGCAGAAGGAGAAUUUGGCAUACCGAUUAUCAUGCUGAAGUCACAAAGGAGAGAGUGUUGCCGUUUAGAGAUGAUUGGAAUGAUAUUGCGAAUAGGUUUCAGCAAGAUGAUUGGUGA